Messenger RNA from Ylistrum balloti, 1740 nucleotides. RefSeq lists its product as uncharacterized. The record is from RefSeq and is a predicted model, not a curated record. Bases 1 to 1740 code for a protein of 579 amino acids. The transcript has 13 exons. Lineage: Eukaryota; Metazoa; Mollusca; Bivalvia; Pectinida; Pectinidae. Gene Ontology annotation, biological process: carbohydrate metabolic process. Gene Ontology annotation, molecular function: hydrolase activity, hydrolyzing O-glycosyl compounds.
AUGACUUCAUCAAUUUCCCAGUUCCUCCUGUUGGGGACUUUUGUAUUGGAUGUGGCUGGUACUAACUUACUGGGGAAUGGUGACUUUGAGUCGGCUACCCUAGGUACCCACUGGAGUAAAUCGGGAUGUUCCUGGGCCAUUAGUACGACGGAGAAACGUGGAGGAGCGCAGAGUGUUCACAUCACCUCAAGAGCGGCGAAAUGGGCUGGUCUUGGAUACAUUUUAAGUGAUGGUAUUGCCUCAGGGUUAAUUUAUGUCUUUUCGGGAUACAUCAAAUUGGAGAACCUGGCUCCAGGGUUCUCAAGCCACACUGUUCAAGUGAUUGUGAGACAAACGUUUAAUAACGACACAUCGAAGUAUCACAGUUUGAGUAUGCAACCCAGUGUCGUGCCUGGAUCCUGGGUAGAAAUAGGAGGGGACUUCAAACUUCCUAGCGAUCUAAAAGAAAUAAGGAUAUAUGUGCAGAUAGAAGAAAGUGGGGUCAACUACUUCUUUGAUGAUGGAAGCCUUGAAGAGCUAACACCAGAUCCCAACUGGAAAACAACGGUCAGCAACACCAUUGAUAACAAUCGAAAGGUCAAAAUGGAUAUUUUGACCCGUAACCCCGGAGGCAUUUCUCUUCAGGAUUUCACUAUAGAGGUUGAACAAAAACGAAGUGAGUUUGGACAUGGCACUGCAGUCAAAGCUAGCCUGUGGACAGACGCAUCUUACCAAUUUUAUCGAGACUUUGUAAACAACACAUUGAAAUCGGAAUGGGCUGUCAUAGAGAAUGCCCUAAAGUGGAGGGGCAUGGAGUGGACAAAGGGAAAUUUAAAAUUCGACGAAGCGAAUGCUACUAUAGAUGAUCUGCUAAGUAAUGGAUUUUUAGUUCGUGGUCACAACAUGUUUUGGGCUGUGGAGAAAAGGGUGCCGAACUGGGUACAGGGUAUUACAGACAUAGAUGUAAUGCAGAAAACCAUAGACGACCGAAUCUCUCAAACUAUCAACCUAACUAAAGGAAGACUUGUCCACUGGGAUGUAAACAACGAAGCCCUUCACGGCGACUUUUUCGAGAGGAAGACCGAAAGCUUAGACAUCACCAUGGAUAUGUUCCGGAAGAUGCACAAGGCGGAACCGGACACAAAGCUCUUUCUCAACGACUUUGCCGUGGUCAACAAAGCGGCGUAUACAACGGCUAUAACCAAUCAGGCGAAGAGAUUCCUGGACGCCCAAGUGCCACUCCAUGGAAUUGGGGUACAGAGCCACCUACCGUCAAGCGACAUCGACAUCACACAACUCAAGUAUCGCUUGGAUAAGAUUGCAGAAGCAGGUCUUCCUAUCUGGGUCACGGAGAUGUCUGUUACAGACGCUAACGAUACCGCUAAAGCCCAGGCGAUCGAAGUUGCUCUUAGUCUUUACUUCAGCCACAAGAUGGUGAAGGGUGUGUUGCUGUGGGGUUUCUGGUCAGGGGCUAUUUACAACGUCGACAAUUCCUUGGCAACAGGCGAAAAUUCUAUAACGCUGAACAAGGCCGGAGAGAAGUACGUAGACCUUGUGAACAACGUUUGGAGAACUAACUGGACAGCUGAGUUGAAAACCUACAAGAACCAGAUGUAUUUCAAGGGAGACUACAUCAUCACAGUAAAGAAAAGUGGACAAACCCUGAAGACUGUUGAACUAAACCUUACAUCUUAUACAAAGCUGAUAAUACGAGUUAAAGGAAAAUCUGCGUCACCUAAAAUAAAAAUAAGGAUCCGCUGA